AUGUGUGUGUGUGUCUCUGUAUGUGUGUAUGUAUGUGUCUGUUUGUGUGUGUGUGUCUGUGUGUGUGCAUGUCUGUAUGAGUGUGUGUAGGCAUGAAUCUGCACCAGAAAGUGCACAACUGUAACAGGAAUACAGCUGAAGAGAAAAGACGGGAUAGGAGUACCCGGCAGAUUAUGUGAGUGAAUGUGCCACUGCCUGCUGGGCCACUCAUUCCUGGGAACACAAAGUGACUGCAGAGUGAAGGAACAAAGGGAAUAUGAAAUUGUAAGGAGAGAGCAGAGAGGCUGUCAGAUGAGAUACAGUGAAGGUGUAUUCAAGCUGGCACUCCCACCCCCAUCCUUGCUCUCUGAAGCCCAGUGUGACUCUUCACUUAACACAAACAGCUUUUCUUCUGAGCCUGUGCCACUGUAAUUUUAAUGAAUUCAGAAGCAACUGACCAGUGAAUUGUGGCCGCCAGGACUGGUUUCCUUCAGAAUCUUGACUGUGGUUCCUGGCAAAUUGGGAAAGGUUCUGAGGGGGUUAUGCCAUCAACCUCUGAAGUUCUGACCGGCGUGGUAGGAGAUCACCUCAACGACGAGUGGAAGGAGGACCACUUCAUAAGGAUGUCUUCCAAGCAAGCCGCCUCUCCAUUCACUUGUAAAGCGGAAGGAGAGGAAGAGAUGACUGGGGAUUUAGCGUCACGAGAAAUAAACGAAUGCAAAGAUCAGAUCAUGGCCUCCCACCUGCCCCUGCACCCCCUCAAUCACAACAAACCUCACUCCGAGGAGCUACCGUCACUUGUCACUACCCUCCCGGCCGACGUUGACUGGGACAGCAUGAUCUCUUCCCAACAUAGAAUGGACUCAGAGAGCAAUAAACUCCGUUCCCUGUACUCCUUCCGAACCAUGUCUACCUCACCCCACAAGCCUGACGAAGGGGCUCGCGAGCGCAGUGACCUCAUGAGCGGUGUUAACUUUGGGACACCCGAGCGGCGCAAAGGAAGUUUGGCGGAUGUGGUGGAUACGCUGAAACAGAAAAAACUGGAGGAAAUGACACGAUCCGAGCAGGAGGAUUCUACUUGUGUGGAGAAAAUUCUCUCCAAAGACUGGAAAGACAAAAUGGAUCGGCUGAACACGAGUGAGCUUCUCUGGGAGAUUAAAGGCACACCGGAGAGUUUAGCGGAGAAAGAGUGUCAGCUUUCCACCAUGAUCACCCAACUCAUUAGCCUCCGAGAGCAACUCCUGGCAGCCCACGAUGAACAGAAGAAACUGGCAGUUUCACAGAUUGAGAAACAGAGGCAACAAAUGGAUCUGGCACGGCAGCAGCAGGAACAGCAGAUCGCAAGACAGCAGCAGCAACUCCUGCAGCAGCAGCACAAGAUCAACAUCCUGCAGCAACAAAUUCAGGUUCAGGGGCACAUGCCCCCCCUUAUGAUCCCGAUAUUCCCACAUGACCAGCGCACGUUGGCGGCGGCAGCAGCUGCACAGCAGGGAUUCCUCUUCCCCCCAGGACUUUCCUACAAACCAGGUGAUAACUACCCCAUGCAGUUCAUUCCAUCUACAAUGGCAGCUGCUGCCGCUUCUGGGCUCAGUCCCUUGCAACUGCAGCAACUGUACGCAGCGCAACUGGCCAGCAUGCAAGUGUCUCCCGGUGCCAAAAUGCCCACGACCCCACAGCCGACAAACGCCAUGGGAGCUCUGUCACCUACGGCCAUGAAAAGUGAAAAAAGAGGGACCAGCCCAGUAGCACAAAUUAAGGACGAAGCAGCGCAACCUCUGAAUUUGUCCGCCCGGCCGAAAACAGCCGACCCCGUCAAAUCUCCCACGUCCCCCACCCAAAACUUCUUCCCAGUCAGCAAAACCAGCCCAGUGAGUCUGACCAACAAGAGCAGAAUCCCAAGUCCCAUAAGGGGAACGUCCCUAGACAUCCUUUCUAGUCUUAAUUCACCUGCCCUGUUUGGGGACCAGGACACAGUCAUGAAAGCUAUCCAGGAGGCUCGCAGAAUGAGAGAACAGAUUCAGAGAGAGCAGCUGCACACCUCGUAUGGACUCGACGGGAAAUUGCCCCUAAAUAACAUGGGCUUGAACAACUGCAGAGGAGAUAAGGAGAGAACCCACUUUGAAAAUCUCGGCCCUCAUUUAACUGGGAAACCCAACAAGGAAGGGAAAUUGGGGCCUGGAGUCAUCGAUCUCACAAGACCUGAAGAUAUCGAGGGAGGCGCCACUGUCGUUGAGGCUCGAGUCUACAGGGACGCAAGGGGUAGAAGUAGCAGUGAACCUCAUAUCAAGCGACCAAUGAAUGCUUUCAUGGUUUGGGCAAAGGAUGAGAGAAGGAAAAUUCUCCAAGCUUUCCCGGACAUGCACAACUCCAACAUUAGUAAAAUUUUAGGCUCUCGUUGGAAAUCCAUGUCUAACCAGGAGAAGCAACCAUACUAUGAAGAACAAGCUCGACUAAGCAAGAUUCACCUCGAGAAAUACCCCAACUACAAGUACAAACCUCGGCCGAAACGUACCUGUAUUGUUGAUGGCAAAAAGCUACGUAUUGGAGAGUACAAGCAGUUGAUGAGGUCUCGAAGACAGGAGAUGAGACAGUUCUUUACUGUUGGGCAACAGCCUCAGAUACCAAUUAGCACAGCAACUGGGGUUGUGUAUCCCGGUGCCAUUUCCAUGACAACAACAACGCCAUCACCUCAGAUGACAUCAGAUUGCUCCAGCACGUCCGCCAGCCCCGAACCCAGCAUCCCUGUCAUACAGAGCACAUAUGGCAUGAAGCUGGACAGUGGGAGCCUUGUUGGCAAUGACCUGAUGAACGGAGAAGACGAAAUAGAAAUGUACGAUGACUUUGAGGAUGAUCCCAAAUCAGACUAUAGCAGUGAAAACGAAGCCAACGAAGCUGUUAGUGCCAACUGAGGAAUGUUAACGGACACUCAGCGCAAACAAUGAGGGAAAAAAAUUUAACUCUGUUGACUUUUUUGGAGUUUUGAACAAAAGUUCUUAAAAAAGCCUGCAUGCAUCUGUGGCUUCCCCAGUUCCAUCAGCAGAAUGGUCUUAAAUAUUUCUUGAUGUGUGAGACAGUCUGACACACCAUAGUUUUUCUCAAACUUGCUUUUUUUUUUUUAAAUUUUAAGUGAAGACAUAGUAGAAAAAAAUCAGACGCCAGGACUUGAAAACUCAAACAAACCCAUAACUGUCUUCUAAGUCUUACAUUUUUAGUGUGUUUUCCUUUUUUUGAAUGCUGGUAGAUUGCUAAGUUACUUUUUUUAAGAUGGGGGUUAUUCAGUCUCACUCAGGUAUGCUGUGUCAGCCAACAGGUUGUGAAUGUGUUUUUAUGAUGAAAUUCAUUAGAAGAUAGAUUUGUACUCAUUGUGAUACAUAACGAAGUGCAGAGCUUCUCCCGUCCAGCCCCAUCGAUUGUGUGUUAAAACUUUCAGUAUUGUUAAACCUGAGCAUCUGACGUCUUAAGGAAAGACUCUAAAAGGCCUGAAAAUAUUGUGUCGCCUAAGACCACAAAGUGGCCAUGCACAAGGAGCAGCAGUUAUUAAGUCAUGACGGCUAACACCUCUUUAUUUGAUUCCAACAGCUAAAUCUUUCCCAGGGAACGUUAAAAUGAAAAAUGUUAAGGAUUCUGUAGGAACUAUUCAUGGUUUCUUGUGGGUUCAUGUUGAAAUGGGAAAUCUUGGGCAAGUCAGCACAACUAACAGAUAAUGUGUAUAAUUUGGUAAUUAGUUGCCUUCUUUUGUGUUGAAACCCCUUGCAUUCAGUCUUACCCCAAUUACCCUUAAUUCAAUGUUGUUUUGUUGUUCAUUCCAGAAUGCCAAGGGUCCAGAUGCAUGAUCCAUUUUUAAAUCUUUCCUUGCUCCAAAACCUUAACGCAUCACUGCCCAAUGCCUUACAGGACUAGCCAACAUCAAUUGGUUCACUAAAGUUGUAGCGUCAGUGAGCCUAUGAGGGAAAUCAUUUUGUGUUAAAUUCCUUCGAAUUGGAAAAUAUUUAUUAUAUAUGAAUUGUGUCUGUGGGCCUUUAGCCUUCUAGGUGUUUCUAAUUUAAAAUCCAACUUCAUUUAGAACCUCCACAGAAGGGAUGGGGAUUAGGAAUAUGGUUGUGAUGUUCUUCAUGUCUAGGUUCUGUUUUCACUUUGGGCAACUGCAUUACAGAGCAAGCCCUUAGAAACAUGUAGCCCCCACAAAGAGGAGCCAUUUCAUGUCAUAAUAGAUGGUGGAGACUGAUUUAGAGUGAGUGCAUCAACCUCUGACACAAUUGAUGUUUUGCCAUGGUGCAGUCUGGGCACCACCAUUGGCGUGCAUGAUGCAUGUUUUUUUCAAAAGGUACAAAAUGCACCUACUCCUUUCAACAGAAGUCAGCCCACUCAUACAGUAUGUGUAAGUAAAAGUGUAAAUAGAAGUGCCACAUCCCCUAACAAAACUUUAUAAGAAAAGUCUGAACAGCCAAGACACCUCACCUUGGUGAUUUAGCCCCCUGCACAAUCAACAGGAGAUUGGAACAUUGUAGCUGCAUAGAUUUGAGGCAUUUUGAUGUUAUGGUUUUAAGGUGUUUUAUACCUAACAUGGGGAAAAAUUGACAUGUGUAGAGUAUAAUUAGCAAAUGUCCUCAGAUGGGCAGGACAUCCUUUACAAAGCAGGCUGCAGCCUCUAAACAACCCAUAGCAUUAGUUUUGUUUUUUUGUCCCAGUCGCGUGUGAAAUAAAGCCAAAAAAGGGUUUAGAAUGUGCCAAAUUUCGGGUUGCAAUGUAACAAAGGGUGUGUAUAGGGUCAUUCCUCUAGAAGAAUCGCUUGAGGUUUGCAAAAGUCUUCUUUUGAGAGCAUUUACAUUUGACCUAGCAUUUCAUUGCUCUUCUCAGUGUCUCUAAUCGUGACCAUAUAUUAUUACUAUAUUCUUUGGUUUUGUCUCUUGGAAGCUGGGACACGUACAACUUGUGUGAUACCAGUCAUAAGUUCUGUUAAGGAGGUGUGUGAUUAGUGAAAAGCUUUGUCAUAACAGCAGUGAACCCCAGAUAUUUAUGUGUGUCCUCAUGCCCUUCUUGCAUUUGGUAACAUGCCAGCUUUGAAGUUAUUGCUCCAAUAUCUGAAAUCAUGUAGUUCCUAAGGAUAUUCUAUACAAAAAAAAAAACCUUAAAACCUAUUUAAUUGCAUUGGCGAAGAUUUCACACAUUUUCUUCCUAUUUGAGAAAUUUGACUGUUGACUGAUCUCUGUGCCCAAUCAAGGCAAAGUCAGGACUGUAGAGAUAAAAUAAGUUGGUGAAAUGGCCGCCAAGUGAUCAGGGUGCAGUUAUUCAUACAAAAUGUUCAGGUUUGGUACAACGGGGUGUCUUGCACAUGUCUUAGGAUUUUGGAUGAAAACUAUUACAUUUGAUAGUUCAAGAUAUCUUUCUUCCCGUAUGACAUAUAUUUAAUUUUUGCAAAAGAAUAGUAUUAAGAUUAAGAUUUUUACAUCCAAUUGGAUUUUAAUUGUAUUUAAAAUGCAAUCUAUUUUUUGUAUUUUGUUAAGAUAUUUUGACACCAGUGUACAUUGUUUUAUAACUUUUCUGCACAGACAAAGAUUUUAAUUUGCAGUUCAUUUUUUAUUUUCCUUCCCUGCGACCAUUGGGGAAAGAAAAAUAUAUCACACAGGCUGAAGAAGUACAAAAGGACUUUUCUUUAAUAGUGAAACUUGAUUUUGCUUGUACUUCAGAAACACAGGCACCCACAGACGCUGUUUCUCUAAGUGUUAUGAGCACUGGAUAUAAAUUGUAUUUUUUAUCACUUCUGACUAAUGUGAAACUGUUGUACGAAAACUAAAUGAACAAAAAGUCAUCUGUUUGGGCUUGUGUGGACAAGCCUUGCAGUUGUCAGAUCUGAGUCAUUUCUUUAUGUAUUUUUAUCUCAUUUAUUUAUGCAAAAUUAUGUGUUUAAAAUCCUUUGUUUGAGCUCCAACCAAGUGCCACCCUUAAUCUGUUAUGCAACCUUUCUUAUUAAAUAUAUAUAUCAGAAAUUGGCUGAUAAUUCUGCACACUGUAAUGAGAGCCAAUGUGAUAAAUAUUAAACAAAGGAAAAUAUGUUUUCCAAAAAAUUCACAUCACGAGUGAAAUCUAUUUAUUAGCCUUCACCGGCUCUAAAAUACAAGUAUGUAGUGACAAUCAAAGGUCUUGCUGUCGACAAUUGGAGCUUACAACAAAGUGACGGGCUUACACAUCUCAUUUGUAGAUUUUUUAAUUGUGUAAAUAUAACAUAGGAAAUAGAUUUUAUUUUUCAUUCAUGGAUACUUGUUGAAGUAUACAGUAACUUAUAUAUUUGCUUAUUGCUUCUAUAGUAGAAUCUAUUGGUCCAUAGUUGAGAAGAGAAGACACUGAACCUAAUGUAGAUGUUUCAAGUAUCGCCCCUCCCCAUUUGAGAAAACUGCUUUGGAGCUACAAUCAGUCCCAUGGGGAGUACAUUUUUUAUUUGGCAUGCCAAUGUUUCUUUGCAUUAGCUGCCAAAAACGUAUCUUCCACCAGUGUUAACGGGAUUGCCACAAAGUGUAGUAUUUCCUUCAUGUCAUUGUGACAUGAAAAUUUGCAUCUACAGGAACAGUAGGGUUAAAAGUAUUCAAAAAAGUAUUCAAAAAUGUUUUCGGUACAAUCAACCUGCACAAUCACUGUAAUAAUCAUGUCGGAUAGGAUCAUAAUGUAUCAUUUGUUGUUAAAGGGUCGUCUUAAAGCUUAUAAUUUAUUUCUGGUUUGCAAAAGUUA
Molecule: messenger RNA, 6702 nt
Organism: Xenopus laevis (African clawed frog)
Lineage: Eukaryota; Metazoa; Chordata; Amphibia; Anura; Pipidae
Gene: sox6.S
Product: SRY-box 6 S homeolog
Exons: 19
Coding region: 522-2888 (788 amino acids)
Biological process (GO): positive regulation of chondrocyte differentiation; regulation of transcription by RNA polymerase II; central nervous system development
Cellular component (GO): nucleus
Molecular function (GO): RNA polymerase II cis-regulatory region sequence-specific DNA binding; DNA-binding transcription factor activity, RNA polymerase II-specific; DNA binding
Source: RefSeq, a predicted model, not a curated record